Molecule: messenger RNA, 267 nt
Organism: Phanerochaete carnosa HHB-10118-sp
Lineage: Eukaryota; Fungi; Basidiomycota; Agaricomycetes; Polyporales; Phanerochaetaceae
Exons: 1
Molecular function (GO): protein binding
Source: RefSeq, a predicted model, not a curated record
GAAGAGAACGGGCGGACACUACUGCACUUUGCUGCACGAUACGGCUACAACGACAUCGCGCGCACGCUUCUCAAGCAUGGCGCAGCUGUCGACGCGCGGGCAGUGGACGGGUGGACACCGCUACACAUGGCUGCACGAAAUGGCCAUGUUGACAUCGCGCGCACUCUCCUCAAGCGCAGAGCAGCUGUCGAUGCGUACAAUCAGAACGGCGCGACACCGUUGUAUAUAGCUGCACAAAGGGGCCACGUCAACAUUGUGCGCACCCUU